AUGUUGCGUCAAGUGGUAAGAUCAUCCGGCGUUUUUGCAAGGAACAGUUGUAGAUUAGGUUUGGUUCGUUAUCAAUCGACUGCUGGUACAUCUACUCCAGCUGCUGCGGUUGAUCCAAAGAUUUCUCAAAUCGUUCAAGAUAUCUCCAAAUUGACUUUAUUGGAAACUUCUGCUUUGAUUCAAGAAUUGAAGACUCAAUUGAACAUCCCAGAUAUUUCGUUCCCAGCAGCUGGUGCUGGUUCAGCUGCCCCAGCUGCUCCAGCUGAAGAAGCCAAGGAAGAAGAAGUCGUUGAAGAGAAGACUAUUUUCUCCAUCAAGUUAGAAUCGUUUGAUGCCAAGUCUAAGCCUAAGAUCAUCAAAGAAGUUAAGAACUUGUUAGGUUUGUCAUUGGUUGAAGCUAAGAAGUUUGUGGAAAGUGCUCCAAAGGUUUUGAAGGAAAACGUCGCUAAGGAAGACGCUGACAAGGUUAAGGCUGCAUUGGAAGGGCUAGGUGCCAAGAUUGUCUUGGAAUAG
Kluyveromyces lactis is the source of this 513-nucleotide messenger RNA. RefSeq names its product mitochondrial 54S ribosomal protein bL12m (gene MNP1). The record is from RefSeq and is a predicted model, not a curated record. The transcript has a single exon. Gene Ontology annotation, cellular component: ribosome. Gene Ontology annotation, biological process: translation. Gene Ontology annotation, molecular function: structural constituent of ribosome. Bases 1 to 513 code for a protein of 170 amino acids. NCBI's taxonomy places the organism in Eukaryota, Fungi, Ascomycota, Saccharomycetes, Saccharomycetales, Saccharomycetaceae.